UAAACGCAAAUGGUGCAGAUGUCAACAAAAGUUUCUUGACUUAUAUUGCAAUAGGUAAUAGCAAAAAAAGAGAUUGCAGUGAAACUUUUAUCAGAAAAUGUAAACUUAAGAGCAUCACACGUAACCCUUUGCGACGUGAUGUCUUCCUACACUGGCAGGAGGUUUGUUAAUCCGCUUAACAAGAAUAUUGGAAGGCGUACAGGAAAAGAUGUUCGAGCUGGUAAACACAUUAGAAUUGGAGAAGAUGGUUUUGAAAAUUUUGAUGAUUACUUCUCAGAAUCGGAUGCAGAAGUCAGCAGGAAUUAUUCUAGGAGACAAACUAUAAGAGAGGAGUCUGAAAGCACUGGUACCCAGGACUCGGAGGAUGAGAUUAAAGAGAACCAAUCUUCACAUUGUAACAGGGUGUCACAGAGUAUGCCAAGUGCAGCCUUGUCAAACGUUACAUGUAACAAAAUCCUGUCAAGCCAGACACUUAGUCAGGGUGAUGCACCAAACAGGUCAAAAUUUGGAUGGCUUAGAAACAAAAACAUCGGAAGGAGAACUGGAAAAAACAUCACAGCCAACAAACAGAUAAGAGUGGAUGAGUAUGGCUUUGAAAACUUCGAUGAUUAUUUUUCUGAAACAGAUGUGUCCAGUCUGUCAUCUAGGCUCAGUGUUUCUGUUGUGAAGCCUCAACCAGGAAGGAGUUUUAUCAAUAAACACUUGAUAGAACAUGGACCAGCAUCAGUUAGCUCACAAGAUUCUCACAGAAAUGGCACUGCUGAUGAAGUGGAGAGCAGUGAGUCAAGUCAGGAAGAUAGAAUGAAUACCCAGCAAGAACUGAGAGAACAGAGAAGUAGCAUUACAAACAAUUCUAUAUCUUCUCCCCGAAAUAACUCCUAUACAUCAGAUGAAGAGGGAACAUUCACCAAAGAAACAGGCAAAAAUUCAAUCCAUACUGAUUCAAAUAGAUCACUGUCUGACAAUGAUGAUCAGACAGUAGAAUCAGAGUUAGCCAGAGAAGAAACUUUAAUGAAAAAGCAAGUAGAAAACUCUGGAAAACAAGGAAACAAUACAAGUCAAAUGGCUCAAAGUCAAAGUCGUAAGUCAAGCUAUAUCGAUACACCACUUUCAUCCAAAAGAAGUAGGUCACAUAUUAGCGUUGUAAAUGAUCAAUAUUCUAAUAGUAAAAUAAGUCACCAGUAUACACAAGAAAUUAAAAAUGAUAAAAGUAUUUUGUUAAGAAAAUCAGAGACAGAUAGCAGAGAACAAAAAAAUUCUUCAGGAAAGCAUAAAACAAGUAUUGGAGUAAAUGAAUCAAUACAGACUAAUCAGAGGACAUCUGAAAAGUCUAGAGCUUUUAGUAGUACUCUUCAACAUGCAGACACUAUGAAUGAAACAGAAAAUGAAGAUGGCAGGGUUAGUGAACAUAACAGUGAUGAUGAUCAUGUCCCUGAAGGAAAUGAACUUGAUGACAGUGAUUUGUCACAUGAAGACACUGAAACAGAGGAAGAUAAUGAUCAACAUUCGGAUGAAAGUAUGGCUGAAGAAUCAGAAUCAGAAAGAGCUGCUGAUACUGAAUCUGCUGAUGAAGUGGUUAAAGAAGAAAAAAGAAUUGAAACUGAAGUAACUAAAAGUAGAACUAAACCUAGUCAUGAUGAAAUACUAAAAGAGAAAACAGUAACAAACAGUUGCACUGAGAUAGAAAAGAUUAAUAAGUCAGGUAGCAGGAAUUUAACAGAUGCACAAGUUAAUACGAAUGGAGACAUCAGUGUAUCAGAAAAUGAGAGUGAUAUUUACGAAGAUGGUGAUGAUUUGAGACCCUCACAAGCACAAACUAACAUAGAUGUGGCAGGGAAUAGAAGUGGAUCUAUAACCAAGCUUGAUAUUCCUGCAUCUGUGGUCAGCUUUGAUAGAACUAGAAAAAGAUUAUCAUAUUCAGCAGUUGAGGCGAGCGAGGAGUCUAAACAGAGGAAUAAAAGCAGAGUAGAGAAAGCAAAUGCAGAACUUCUUAAUACAAAGGUUUCACUAGCAUCUAAAAAGGUAAAAGGUCAGUUCCAACCCUUACCAAGUCAAGACAAUACUGAAAAAGAUAACACUGAUGUUAAUAAGAAGUUAACAGACACUGCCAUUGUUACUGGAGAUGUCAGUGAUUUUCUGUGUUUAGCAUCUAGGUCUGCUCUUCCAUGGGGACCUCAAGUUGCAGAUAAUGAUGAUGAUAAUGAUGAUGAUGAUGAUAUUAUGAUACUUGAUUAUGGAAAACAAAAAGGCACAUCUCAGAUUGGUAGAAAAAAGUCUUCUAAAGAUAAAACCAGAAAUCAGACACAAAAAUCGGACACAGAAAGUCAGAGUGACAGUGGAAAACAAACAGAAAUGAAUAAUUUGAAAAAGGGGUCAAAAAGUGAAGUCAAAGUUCAAAAAACAAAACGUAGCAAUAAAAAUAGGCGAAAAACUACGCAUGAAUUAAAAGAAGUGAAUGGAUCAGGUGUCAGUUUGAAGAAAAAGAAGCAGAAUAAGAAACCGUUAAAUGAUGAUUUGGAAGAACAUUCAAAUGUUAACACUAGUGCUGAAAUAUCUCAUUUGGGUGAAGACAUCAAUGCUUAUGAUGAUGGUGAUGAUGUAAAUGAAAGUGUUCAAACUCUGAAUGCUGAGGAUAAAACUGUUGAAACUAAUGUGAAGAAGGGGAAAAGAAAAGGUUUUAACAAAAGUGAUAAAUCUUCUGUUGUGGAGAAAAACACUGCGGUAAAAAGAAAUGGUAAAAAUCAGGUGAGAAAAUCCACAAAGAAUGCUUCUAAUAAAACUGAAAAUAUUGACAGAGAGACAAAAGAAUCAAAUACAGUGACAUCAUGUGUAAAUACUGAUGAAACAGAUAGUGAUAAAGAAAAAGUUGGUGGAAAACAUAAGCCUAAAAAGAAUUCUAGGAAAACAAAUAAAAAGAGGAAUUCCUCAGAAAACAAUACUGAUAAUGUUGAGUUUAAAGAAGAAAUAGAAUCACGUAUGUCAAAAUUAAAAAUGUCAACGUUAAAGAGAAGAGCAAGGGAAAAUCCUGAUGAUAUAGGUUUAAAUGAUGAUGACAAUAAUAAUAACCAUGAAACUGAUGACACUGAUGAAAAUUCACCUGUUCAUGAAAGGAAAAAAUCUACCAAGAAACUGAAAAGAAUAUCAUUGACAGAUGGUGAAAAUUUAAGAGAAAAGAAUGGUCAAACAUUUAAGCGGAAAUCGUCCUCAGAAGAGGAGUUAGAAACAGAAUCAAAGGCAAAGAAAGCAAAAAAUUCAAAAUCAAAUAGGAAGUCAAAAGGAAAAGGGAAAACUUCAAAGGAAAAAAUAAGUGCUUCAUCAUCUGAUAAUGGUGAUGGAAUUCAGGAUGAGGAUGAUAACAUUAGUUCAGAACUUCCAUUAGAUGAAUCAGGGAAGAGAACACCAAAAGCAGAAUCUAGAUUGUCAGUUCCUGUUCAGUUUGGAAGUGGUGUAUCAUUUAGAGUUUCAAGAAGAUCUGAAGUACUGGAAGACAUUGGUUCUGGUUACGUUGGGGAGCCAAGUGUGCAGAUGGAGCCAGCUGGAGGACUUACACCUUGUAUAUCACGUCCAGGUGCUGCUAGGAAGAGUAAAGGUAGAAGAGUGACCAUCUGUCCUGAAGAGAACAUAGAACAUAAUGUCAGUGUAGGAACACCUGACGAUGGAAAUUCCCCAUCUCGUAUCAACAAGUUUAGACAUAGCUUUGGAGCAUCAGUUAAUGCCACCCCUCUCCCAGAUCCUAACUCCACACCUGUACAUAUUUGUGAGACAACACAUACAGCGACGCCUCAUCCUGGACAGUGUGAAGAAAGUGUUAUAGAAGACAGACUUAUAAAGCCAUCGCCUCCAGAGGAAGGUUUGAGAAGGUCUCAGAGAACCAGAUUGAAGCCUAUUGCAUGGUAUAAAAAUGAACAAGUUGUCUUUGACUACAGAAGACGAUCUGGCCCAGCCAUUAUUGGUGUGAAACCAUCACUUGAAGUUAAAUGGAAUAAAAUGGAAGAGGAAAAGAGAAAGAAGAGAAUGCUGAAAUAUCAGAUAAGGAAAGCAUCUCAAGCAGGAAGAGACAAGCCAUACAGAAAGUUAUCAAUCCACACAGAAUUACCUAAAGGUAUAGAUCUUGAGGAAAACUCUGACCCUGAGAUAACUAUCUACAACCAGAACACCCAGGCAGAGGAUGGAAUAGACUGUAUAGGAAAAAGAGAUGCAUUCAAACCUGUUGGUCCAAAACAUGAAACACCAAAGAAAGAAGAUCCUUACCUCAUCACACAACAGCUGAGUCAUCCAUGUAUGUCAGCUGGAACAUUGUGUAUAAAGCCAAAUGCUGAGAAACCUGAACAACUUGUCACAGCAGAUUAUAUUGUUUUCUUCAUAGAGCAUGGGAAAGUAUUGGUAAAAAUACACAACACUACAGUGUUGGUAGAGACAGGAGACACAUUUCUGGUUCCUGUAGGCAAUACAUACAGUAUAUCUAACCUGCGCUCAGACACUGCUAGACUCUUCUAUACAAUACAUAAACAGGUGGACAUUCCUGAUAAAUCCUCACAAAAUCUACAUGAAGGCUUAUAGUUUUAUACAUGAUGAAAAUUGGUUCUGAUAGCUAUGGAAACUUAUAAUACCUGUAAAAUCUUGCAUGUUGAAAUUUUUCAUGUUUUUGGACCUCUGUCUGAGGCAGAUGGAUACAGAUAUUAUUAUGAUCUCUUUGAAUAGUUAAGUGAUCAGGGACUUGUAUUAAGCACGCAUUUUAAUCUAAAGUUAAAGCAAUAUGCUGUAAAUUAAGGGAACAUAUUUCCAGCCAGCUCCUGUAUAAGAUCUGAUAUGAUAUCUGUUGAACUGCUGUAUGGCCCUCAGUAACAUACAUGAUUACAUGAUGCCUUGUAUAAUUGGCUGGUCUAUAGUCUAUGCUAUUGAAUGUGCUAUAGUUCAAUGGUCAAUAGUUAAACGCAAAAUGUUUCUGGGCUAAAGUCAAAACUUGGAAGAUAGAGCUUUAUGAAAAUUUAUUUAUGAUGACAUGUAAUAAAACACAUACAUAAAAAAAUUAUUGGCUUGUCAGUCAGUCACCAAAACUAUUGCCUGGCAAGACAUUUACUGAUUGCUGUUAUGGUGUAUUUAAUCAUUUUGCAAUUUUGUUCAAAAUGCUUCAUUCAUUUAUGUUUGUUAUUGAUUUUCCAUACCAGUAAUGAAAUGGUAUGUACUACAGACAAGAUGGUAUGUAAUUUAUACAUUUGAUUUGCAUUGGGCUGUCUUAUUGUAAAAAUGAUUAUAAAGGGUUUUUUAACCGAUUUAUUUGAAUUUUUUGUAUGCUUUGUUUUUAAAUAGGUCUAAUUAUUUACAUAGAGAAAUGGUAAUGAAAACUUAUUAUGUCACUUAUUUAAAA
Mercenaria mercenaria is the source of this 5368-nucleotide messenger RNA. RefSeq lists its product as uncharacterized. The coding region runs from base 139 to 4560 and encodes 1473 amino acids. Gene Ontology annotation, biological process: attachment of mitotic spindle microtubules to kinetochore; spindle attachment to meiosis I kinetochore; kinetochore assembly. Gene Ontology annotation, cellular component: kinetochore. The transcript has 20 exons. Gene Ontology annotation, molecular function: centromeric DNA binding. The record is from RefSeq and is a predicted model, not a curated record. Lineage: Eukaryota; Metazoa; Mollusca; Bivalvia; Venerida; Veneridae.